This is a messenger RNA of Prunus armeniaca (apricot), 2061 nucleotides long. The record is from the annotation of a GenBank genome assembly. NCBI's taxonomy places the organism in Eukaryota, Viridiplantae, Streptophyta, Magnoliopsida, Rosales, Rosaceae.
AUGAAAAUACCCAGCAAGCCCCGCCACCCCUCGCCGACAUUCCCACCACCAGACUCGGAUCUUCACCCACCCAGGCCCAGCAGCGCUCGCAGAAAGACCCGAGCUCCGGGUUCGGCCCGGUUGAAGCGGGCCGGACUCCCGACCGGAAAGCGGAGCCGACCCGAGACGCCUCUGCUCAAGUGGAAGAUCGACGAAGUCCAAGAAGACCGCCGCGGGGAUAGAAGAAAAGACCAAAAUGCCCCUGAGGAGGAGAGAGAAGACGGGGGGAGGAGGAAGGGCAGGAAGGGAAGAGAGGUCGCCAUGUCGGCCAGGAAGCUCGCCGCCGGGCUAUGGCGGCUGCAGUUGCCGGAAAAUGUUUCAGGUGUACCAGGGCGGAGUGGUCAGCUAGGGUUUCAGCCUGACGUCGGCCAUAUCGGCGUACCGUUUCUCCGUAAUCGCAACAGCAAAGCAUAUGCUUCUGAAGCAAAUGAUUUUUUACAAAGCCCUAGGUCUACCUCAAGGAAUGGAUUCUUGUCCAAGUUAUCCAAUUCUGCCAUGGAGGGGCAAACAAAAUGGGAUCCUGUCUGCUUGAAAACAUCAGAUGAGGUACGACAAAUUUACAGCCAAAUGAAGCUUCUUGAUCAACAAGCAAGUGCUGCAUCAGUGGUAUCUGUACUUGAAGCUGAGUUAGAGCAGGCUCGAGCUCGAAUUCAGGAGCUUGAGAUGGAUCGGCGUUCCUCAAAAAAGAAACUCGAACACUUCUUAAGGAACGUCAGUGAGGAAAGGGUUUCAUGGAGGAGCAGAGAGCAUGAGAAAGUCCGUGCAUUUAUUGAUGACAUCAAGGCUGAACUGAACCGGGAAAGGAAAAAUCGUCAGAGAACUGAAAUUCUCAAUUCCAAAUUGGUUAAUGAGCUUGCUGAUGCCAAGUUAUCAGCAAAGCGAUACAUACAGGACUACGAAAAAGAAAGAAAGGCGAGAGAAUUAAUUGAGGAAGUAUGUGAUGAGCUUGCUAAGGAAAUUGGAGAAGACAAGGCUGAAGUUGAAGCAUUGAAGAGAGAAUCCAUGAAACUCAGAGAGGAAGUGGAAGAGGAAAGGAAGAUGUUACAGAUGGCUGAGGUCUGGCGUGAAGAACGUGUUCAAAUGAAGCUGGUUGAUGCUAAGGUGGCAGUUGAGGAGAAGUAUUCUCUGAUGAACAAGCUUGUGGUAGAUCUAGAGAAUUUUCUGAGGACAAGAAGUGCAACCCCAGAUGUGAAGGAAAUGAGAGAAGCAGAGUUUCUUCGACAGGCUGCUGCUACCGUGAAUAUUCAAGACGUCAAGGACGUUUCUUAUGAACCCCCCAAUCCUGAUGAUAUCUUUUCCGUGUUUGAAGAGGUUAAUUUUGGUGAGCCUAAUGAGAGGGAGAUUGAGCAAUGUGUUGCCUACAGUCCUGCUAGCCAUGCUUCCAAAAUUCGUACUGUGAGUCCCGAAGUUAAUGGAAUCAACAAGGACCGGAUCCAAAGACAUCCAAUUGCAUAUGUUGGUCAUAAUGGUGAUAUUGAAGAAGAUGAGAGUGGAUGGGAAACUGUGAGCCAUCUUGAGGAUCAGGGCUCAAGCUACUCACCAGACGGGAGUGCCCCAUCUGUCAAUAAGAAUCGCCGAGAGAGUAAUGUCUCAGAGAGUGGAACAGAAUGGGAAGACAAUGAAGGUGAGGAAACACCAAUCACUGAAAUCAGUGAGGUUUGCUCGGUACCAACAAAGCAGAUUAAGAAGGUAUCAUCAAUAGCAAGGCUUUGGCGAUCCGGCCAAAAUAACGGGGACAACUACAAGAUAAUCUCUUUAGAGGGAAUAAAUGGCAGGCUUUCGAAUGGAAGGAUAUCUACUGGGGGUAUCGUAUCUCCGGAUCAGGGUUCAGGUAAAGGUGGGCUUAGCCCCUCAGAUUUAGUGGGGCAGUGGAGUUCUCCCGAGUCAGGGAAUCACGUUCGAGGAAUGAAAGGGUGCAUUCCUCUUGGGGCGCAGAAGCAUAGUUUGAAGGCAAAGCUUUUGGAGGCAAGGUUGGACAGUCAAAAAGUUCAAUUGCGUCAUGUGCUCAAGCAGAAGAUCUAG